CAUCACACUUUCAUUUUGGUUUCUAAUUCACAUAUUGACACGCCGCGUAGACUUUAGUGUAGAAUUAGGAUAGUAAAUACAGAAAAGAAAAGAAAACUAGGGAUAAGGCUUGAAGAAUUGCAUUUUGAUGCUUUCUCAAGGAACUCCCAAGUUCAUCACAAAGGAAUAUCAAAAAACAAUGAUGGAAAAGAAUAGUAGUGGAUCGGAAAGCGAAGAUAGUAAUAAUAGAAGUGAUGGAUUGGUGGUGUUUGGGAAUAGGGGUAGGGUAUUUGGAGUGAAUGAGUUGUUGGGUUCAGAAGCUGAGAUUUUGGGGAAGGGGACUUUUUGGACUAGUUACAAGGCAUAUUUGGUAGAUGGAGAUGCUGUUGUUGUAAAGAGAUUCAAGGUUCCUUGUGAUUUUGCAAAAGAUGAGCUUCAGAAAUUAGGACAAAUGGUGCAUCCAAAUUUGAUUCCUAUAAGAGCAUACUUCUUUAGUCAAUCUGAGAAACUACUUAUACGCGAUUACAUGCCCGUUGGAAGUUUGUCGCAUCAUCUACAUGGACAUGGAGGCAAGAACAAGACUCCACUUGAUUGGCAAGAUAGAUAUAGAAUAGCUUAUGGGGUUGCGCGCGGGAUCGAAUAUCUUCACUCUCAGUGCCCUAUUGUGUGCCAUGGAAACUUAAGGUCAUCCAACAUCCUCCUCACCAGUGGCCUUGAUGCCCAUUUAUCAGACUUCAGUAUAGCUCAACUUCUCUCACCCAAUUCCAAACUCAACUAUGUUGCUGGAUAUCGAGCACCUGAGGUGACAAAUGUACAUCAAGUUUCUCAGAAAUCCGAUGUCUACAGCUUUGGUGUCCUGCUUUUGGAACUGCUGACAGGUAAGGCCCCAAUGGGUGAUUUUGAUUUGCCUAAAUGGGUGCGUUCGAUGUGUCAGGAGAAGCCAAUCAUUGAUGUGUUUGAUCAGAAGUUACUAAGGCAGCAAGAGAAUAUUGAGGAGCAAAUGUUUCAGUUUUUACAACUAGCAAUUUGUUGUACUUUUGAGUAUCCUAAUAACAGACCCUUAAUCGCGGAUGUGGCAAACCGGAUUAAGGGUAUCUGUAAACCCGAAUUAGGAUAACUCGACACAAAUAUUCCAUGUCUCAUACCCAAUAGCAAAAAUCGCGUAAAAAUAAAAUAAAAUCUAAUAAAUUAAAAAAUAAAAUAACUGUACUUGCAGAGCUAUCACUAAACAGCAGUUUAUUGAUCCUGCUCUAAAACAAUACACAGUUACUAUGUAUUCCAAAUCUUGUCCUGCUUGUUUGAUUGUUUAGGAAUAUAUCUUUCAGUUUAAAUGAAGAUAACAUCAAUUACACAUGGUUUUAUUUGUGAUCUCAUGAA
Molecule: messenger RNA, 1356 nt
Organism: Camellia sinensis
Lineage: Eukaryota; Viridiplantae; Streptophyta; Magnoliopsida; Ericales; Theaceae
Product: putative inactive receptor kinase RLK902
Biological process (GO): protein phosphorylation
Molecular function (GO): ATP binding; protein kinase activity
Source: RefSeq, a predicted model, not a curated record